Molecule: messenger RNA, 1810 nt
Organism: Episyrphus balteatus (marmalade hoverfly)
Lineage: Eukaryota; Metazoa; Arthropoda; Insecta; Diptera; Syrphidae
Product: mitochondrial-processing peptidase subunit alpha
Exons: 6
Coding region: 134-1747 (537 amino acids)
Cellular component (GO): mitochondrion
Molecular function (GO): metal ion binding; metalloendopeptidase activity
Source: RefSeq, a predicted model, not a curated record
CUGAAAAAUAUUUUUCUAGUAGAGUCGGUGAAAUAACGAGGGGCAUGUUUUCGCAAUAAAUUUAUUUUUCCAGAAAUAAAUACCAAUCGAUAAAAACUAACAAUAUUGUUAUCUAAUAAAAUAAAAAACAACUAUGUAUUUCCGAGGAUUAAAUCAAAUAAAAAAUUCCUGGCAAGGAAUCUCUAGAACCUUUACAUCAAGCAAACAAUCAGCUCCAUUUGGAACAUCUGCAUUACCCAAAGAUGUUGUUAAUAUACCCUCCAAUAAAAUUGUUACAAACUUGCCACCUUUAACAAAGCCCCUCUCCGAUUUGCCAGAAGUUGAAUAUGCAAAACCUAGCAAAGAUGACAAUGUUACUCAAGUGACAACAUUGCCAAAUGGUUUGCGUGUAGCUUCUGAGAAACGUUUCGGUCAAUUUUGCACUGUGGGAUUGGUAAUCGAUUCGGGACCACGCUAUGAAGUUGCAUAUCCCAGCGGAGUGUCACAUUUUCUUGAGAAAUUAGCUUUUAAUUCAACUAUAAAUUUCCCAAAUAAAGAUGCCAUUCUCAAGGAACUAGAGAAAAACGGUGGAAUCUGUGAUUGCCAGAGCUCGAGGGAUACCCUCAUUUAUGCUGCUAGUAUUGAUAGUCGUGCGGUGGAGUCGGUAACUCGACUUUUAGCCGAUGUCACUUUGCGGCCUAGGUUGGAAGAGGAAGAAGUAUUGAUUGCGCGGAGGACAAUUCAAUUUGAAUUAGAGACUUUGGGCAUGCGACCAGAACAGGAGACCAUUUUGAUGGAUAUGAUUCAUGCAGCUGCUUAUAGGGAUAAUACAUUAGGUUUGCCAAAACUCUGUCCAUCGCAAAACUUGGAACAAAUUGAUAGAAAUGUGCUCUUGAAUUAUCUCAAGUAUCAUCACGCACCACAGAGGAUGGUGGUUGCAGGAGUUGGGGUAGAUCACGAUGAAUUGGUGAAAAACGUUGAGAAGUUCUUUGUUGCACAACCUGCUAUUUGGGAUACGGAGAAGAUCAGUGGCUAUGGAGCUGAUUCCGUAGAUAAAUCCAUUUCACAGUAUACUGGUGGUCUAAGAAAGGAAGAAUGUGAUAUUCCCAUUUAUGCUGCAGCUGGUCUUCCAGAACUGGCUCACAUAGUCAUUGGUCUUGAAGGAUGUUCCCAUCAAGACAAAGAUUUUGUGCCAUUAUGUGUCCUUAACAUCAUGAUGGGUGGUGGUGGUUCAUUUUCAGCUGGUGGCCCAGGCAAAGGAAUGUACUCGAGACUCUACACAAAUGUGCUUAAUCGUUAUCAUUGGAUGUAUAGUGCUACUGCAUACAAUCACGCCUACAGUGAUUCAGGUGUCUUUUGCAUCCAUGCUAGUGCUCCACCAAAUAAUGUUCGUGAAAUGGUCGAAGUUGUUACCCGCGAAUUAGUUAACAUGCAAUCCGAGCCUGGUAAAGAAGAAUUGAGUCGUGCGAAAAUACAACUGCAAUCUAUGUUGUUGAUGAAUCUUGAAUCGAGACCUGUGGUAUUUGAAGAUGUUGGCAGACAAGUGCUGGCAACUGGACAUAGAAAACGACCAGAACAUUUUAUCACAGAAAUUGAAAAAGUAACAGCACAAGAUAUUCAACGGGUUGCUCAAAGAAUAUUGGCCACACCACCAUCGAUGGCGGCACGAGGAGAAAUUUCCAAAUUGCCUGAUCUUAAAGACGUGCAAAGCGCGUUGAGUAAUGGUGGAAAGUUUGCCUCUAGCCGGCGGCUUUCAUUAUUUAAGUAAAUUUUAAUUGUUGAAAUUAUACAAAAACGGGAAUAAAAACAAAAUCAUUAUUUAGUUACGUUA